AACUUUUUAAAAUAAUUGGUGGGUCGAAUACUCGAAUGUAUGUGUAAUCAGUCAAUCUAUUACAACUAUGCUCAUACUACCAGGCGACGACUAGUUGCGUAUUGAGAGUUUUAAAAACCACUGAAAACACCAAUAAUACAACAAAUCAAAUAUAUCCUCACAAUCUCCAAUAACAAAAAGAAAAGGAAAAAAAUUAAAAAUUAAAAAAGAAACAAUGGAUGAGAGAAAAGUGAGGAAAAUAAUCAUGUUCCCUUUACCGUUUCCGGGACACUUCAACCCAAUGAUCCAACUCGCCAGAAUAUUCCAUCACCGUGGCUUCCCCGUCACGAUCCUUCACACUUCUUUCAACUCCCCAAAUCCUUCUCACUAUCCACUCUUCGCUUUUCGAACCAUCCCUCACAACAACGAAGGAGGAGAAGAUCCUCUGACUCAACCAGAGGCUUCUAGUAUGGAUCUUGUCGCCUUUAUUCGACUGCUGAGACAAACCUAUGCGGAGACGUUUCGUCAGUCUCUGGCGGCGGAAGUAGGCGGAGGAGAGACGAUGUGUUGUUUGGUCUCCGACGCUGUUUGGGCGAGGAACACGGAGGUUGCAGCCGAAAAGGUCGGAGUACGUAGAGUAGUGUUGAUUACAAGUGGUGUGGCGUCGUUUUGUGCUUUUGCUGCUUUCCCUCUCCUUAGAGAUAAGCAUUACCUCCCUAUACAAGAUUCUAGAUUAGAUGAGCUAGUGACAGAGUUUCCACCUUUGAAAGUUAAGGAUCUUCCGGUAAUGGAAACGAAUGAGCCGGAGGAACUAUACCGGGUAGUUAACGAUAUGGUUAAAGGAGCCGAGUCUUCUUCAGGACUCAUAUGGAACACAUUCGAAGAUCUUGAAAGACUCUCACUCAUGGAUUUUAGGAGCAAGUUUCAAGUUCCCAUAUUCCCGAUUGGCCCGUUUCACAAACAUAGCGAAAAUCUUCUACCGAUGAUAAAGAACAAAGAAGACCAUGUAACAACCGAUUGGCUCAAUAAGCAAGAUCCCAAGUCUGUGGUCUAUGUAAGUUUUGGGAGCCUUGCAAAUAUAGAGGAGAAGGAGUUUCUCGAGAUUGCUUGGGGUCUAAGAAACAGUGAACGACCGUUUUUGUGGGUAGUUAGGCCCGGGUUAGUCCGAGGGACUGAGUGGCUGGAAGCAUUGCCUAGUGGAUUUGUGGAAAACAUUGGCCAGAAGGGAAAAUUUGUAAAAUGGGUGAAUCAAUUAGAGGUAUUGGCGCAUUCUGCGGUUGGGGCGUUUUGGACGCAUUGUGGAUGGAACUCGACACUAGAAAGCAUAUGUGAAGGUGUUCCCAUGAUAUGUACACCGUGUUUCACGGACCAGUUUGUGAAUGCGAGGUACAUUGUUGACGUAUGGCGAAUCGGGAUUGAGUUAGAGAGAACUACGAUGGAUAGGAAGGAGAUUGAGAAGGUGUUACGAAGUGUAGUGAUAAAGGAAGGAGAUUUAAUUAGAGAGAUGUGUUUGAAAUUGAAAGAGAGAGCUACUGUUUGCUUAAGUAUAGAUGGGUCUUCUUCCAUAUAUCUAGACACACUUGUGAAUCAUGUCCUGUCUUUUGAUCCUUAUGAUGUUGCAAGUUAGAAAAGCUACUAGUUGCGAUGUUUCUAAACACUCUUCAAAUCUUUGGAUGUCCUGUUUUAUUAUUUUAGUAAAGAGUAAUGUUGUUGGUUGUUA
Messenger RNA from Arabidopsis lyrata subsp. lyrata, 1699 nucleotides. RefSeq names its product UDP-glycosyltransferase 76F1. The transcript has 2 exons. The coding region runs from base 215 to 1606 and encodes 463 amino acids. Gene Ontology annotation, molecular function: UDP-glycosyltransferase activity. Lineage: Eukaryota; Viridiplantae; Streptophyta; Magnoliopsida; Brassicales; Brassicaceae. The record is from RefSeq and is a predicted model, not a curated record.